AUGUCUUACGACAAAAGUUUGCUGGAAACAUUUAUCUCGUUUGCCAGAAAUUCAUCCACAGUCGAACGCCCCGUCCUGGAAUGUGGUUUAGAUCAAUGGACAUAUGGCGAUCUAGAUGCAAUUUCUAGCGGCAUCGCUCUGCAGUUAUAUAAACGAUACGGCUCCAAACCGACAGUCGCGGUGGUCAGUGAGAACCACCCUUACAUCCUCGCUGCCCUUUUGGCUACUUGGAAACUAAAUGGGAUCUUUGUGCCGUUGGAUCCCCACGCCCCUCUGCCUAUGAUUAGGCAAAUGCUCUUGAAUGUUGAAGCAACAUGUGUCAUAAUACCGGAGCGUGAAAUCGGCCUCGCUGAUUUGCUGAAAGAAUUGAACAAAGGGGCAGUGAUUAUUGCAAAGGAUAUGACUAUGGUUUCACUCUCCCAACAAUUUUUGGACCAAGAUGCAGUUUUACCCCCCUCAAUAUUCCCUCUCCCUAAAUUGACGUCUAUGGCCAUGUAUAUUCACACGUCUUCAGCGACAUCCGUGGCCAAUCUUAAAUGUGUUCAAUGGACACACAUGAUGCUCUCAAUAGGCACUGGCUCAGUGGCUAUGUGGCUUCAUCGAGCCUGGCCCAACGUUGAUUUCGAUAUGGCAAGAAUUCUCGGAGUUUCGCCUUGGAGUCAUGCGAUGGGAUAUUUAAUCGACAUUGGCGGCGGGACCUUUCACACAGGAGGAUGUCUCAUUAUGGCUUCUCCACCCUCCGAAUAUCCCAGUAGCUUGAUAUAUGAAGAUCGCGUGAGAAGUAUUCUGGGGAAACCUGCAUCCGAGAUGGAUGUCCUGGAUCGGCUUUUGGAGACGGCUCUCCGUUCUAAACCUGAUAUAUUUGCUUGUGUGCCCUGGGUACUAGAAGGUUUCAAAGACAGAUACCAAGAAUUGUUGGCAAGGAAUAUGCAAGGAGAAGCCCUCAGAGUCAAGGAGAUGUUGCAACGAUUCAGGUGUUUAGGAGUUGGAGGAGCAGCACCCAGUCACGAGCUUCUUCUGUGGGCGGGUGAAUUGAACAUAAAAAUUGUAGAUAUGAUGGGCAUGACUGAAAUGGCUCGACCUUUGUUCUUCACGUGGAUCGACCAUCAGAAGGACCCCGAGGAAAAUGCCGGGUAUCCAUCGGAAGAUUGUCUCAUAGACGAUGCAACUAUUGUUUUGCUCGACGAUGAAGGCAACGAAAAUCCAAGCGAGGGCGAGUUUGUUAUAACAAGCAAAGAUUUUACACGCUGCUACCUCAAAUACGAUAAUUCCUGCUUCACCGACUCCGCUGAUGGGCGAAUCACAUUCAGAACAGGAGAUCUGUAUGAAAGAAACCGUUUUGGAAGGUUUGUAUGGAAAGGAAGGAAGGAGGAUUACAUCCAGCUGGUCUCCGGUGAAUCCUUAGACCCUCGACCAAUCGAGAAGGCCCUUCAAACAUGUUCGGCAAUCGCGCAUUGCUGUGUUGUAGGGAACAAUUUUUUGAGAAAAUCUUCCGAUGUUAUAUGUCUCAUCAUCCAACCAUCAUCCACCUUGGUUCAUACCGGGAAAGCGAAAUUGUCAUCGGAGGAUCUGAGUGAGAUUACUCGUACUCUAGCCUCUAUAAAUAGGUCUCUGUUGCCGCCUUUGCGAAUCGCCUGGUCAAGGGUCGGCAUUUUGGACAACGGCGUCGUUAUACCAUACACCAAAAAGGGAACGUUGUUCAGAAAGCGAUUCCAGGAACUAUUCGGGGAAUUCAUAGAAACUCUACUCCGCAAGGAGUCUAAUAACUCUGGCGUUGUUUUCAGUCAAGAUGGUGUAAAGGCUGACAAGGUCGCGCGUAGGUCAGAUACAGCCUCAACUUCCGGGCUCUUAAACAGUAAUUCGAAGAAAAGCGACUCCACUGCAUUUAAAGAGCGGGUAGCUGGCUCGUCAUCCUCAAGGGAAACAGUUUAUGGAGCAGAAUUUAAUGGUAGAUCGAGCAAUUGGAAGGUGAAAGAGGCAAAACAGUCGGUCGCGGACGUAGUUGGGGGUGUUUUGGGCCUUGAUGACAAAACCAUGCAUGCCAACCUGACCACAUCGUUUGCGGAGCUUGGUAUGGACUCAAACAUGGCCGUUCGCAUUGUCAAUAAGAUCAAUGGUCUUUUUGGGCUUCAGUUUCCGCUAAACGCUUGCCAUAACCUCAUCGAUUUGAGCAUGUUAACGGAUGCGACUUUGGUUGAGCUGGGUCUGAAAGAUCCAAUCAAGCAGACAAUCGAAUCAAGAGACUUGCCUCCGCUUCCCAAGUUGGAGGGAGACGAUGUGGUCAUUGUUGGCCAAGCACUUCGUCUCCCAGGAAAUGUCAAUACCCCAAAGUCGUUCUGGGAAGCAUUAGUCAAUAAACGAGACGACAUCAUGACUCCUGUACCUGCUGAACGUUGGGAUCACUCUUCAUUCUACCGCGACCCGGACUCCAACUCACCGCCUGAGAUUUGUGAUAUCAGGUUCAAAAAGGCAGGCUUUAUCGAUUUUACUCAUUAUGACAACAGCUUUUUUGGCAUAUCUGGUCCGGAAGCGUUGCAUAUCAGCCCCACGUCUAGGUUGGCGCUUGAAACAUCGUUCGAAGCCCUUGAGGACGCAAACAUACCAAUCUCUAAAUUGAAGGGGACAAAAACAGGCGUAUUUGUUGGCGCAAUGGUAGACGAAGGAUUCAUCCAACUACUGUUCGAGGAAUAUGGGUUUGACGCCUACAAUCGCUUUUAUGGGACUGGACUUUUCUCAAGUGCCGUAUGUGGAAGGCUUAGCUAUCUCCUCGACAUCCAUGGACCUUCUCUUGCAACUGAUACCGCCUGCAGUACUGGUUUAGUGAUAGUUGAUCAAGCCGUCAAAUAUAUACAAUCAGGGGAUGGUGAUACAGCUAUUGUCACAGCUGUUAAUACACACGCCUGGCCAGGACAGUUUGGGUUUAUGUCCGCUCAGAACAUGUCUUCUCCGAAUUCGCGAUGCGCCACAUUCACCAAUUUGGCUGAUGGAUAUGUCCCAUCCGAAGCUUCUGUUUCCUUGAUUUUGAAAUCUAAAAGUGCUGCCAUAUGUGACCGAGAUAACAUUCUUGCGGUGAUAAAAUCAACAGAGGUUAUGCAUGGCGGUAGGACUCAAGGCUUAACUGCACCAAGCCUCGAUACACAAAUUCGCCUCCAACGCUCUCUUCUUGCUAAAGCGGGGUUGGAUCCUUCACAUAUCCAUCUGCUUGAAACCCAUGGGACUGGGACUAUUCUCGGUGAUUUGGUUGAGAUUCAGGCAAUCAAUGAGGUCUUCCGAGGGUCUCAUAAUGAUAAGCCUCUCAUACUUGGUGCUGCAAAAACCUGUUUCGGUCACACUGAAAUGGCCGCGGGGCUCGUCGGCCUCCUCAAAACUGUAUACAGUUUUCAAAACGCUGUCGCUCCUGGGUUUGUUCAUUUGACCAAGGAUAACAUGAAUCCUUCCAUUGAUUGCAACAUUGUUCCUAUACAUAUACCCAUCGAAACCACGCCUUUGAUUAAAGAUGACGUUGAUGUUCCUUAUCGGGCGCUUGUUCUUUCCAAUGGCUUCUCUGGAACAAUGGCUGGCGUCAUUCUUGAACAGACGACCGACAAUUUUCAGGCUUCGUUUAAUGGAGUCAAUGAUAACUCUGCUGAAGAACACCUGUUAAUACCCUUUGUUGUCAGCGCGAAGACUCCAGCUGCAUUGGAAAAUUAUCUGAAGAAGUACCUGGGCUUCUGUCGAACGGCUUCCGAUUCCAAUUUCAAGGAUAUCUGCUAUACUGCAUGCGUUGGCCGAGAGCAUUAUCGCCACCGCUUUGCCUGCGUUGUUUCAAACCUGACUGACCUUAAGAAUCAGCUCGAGGAACGUAUCCAAUCCCACGAGCACGCACAUCAUGAGAGCAAAUCCGCUACGGGAGGUCGAGUUGCAUUUACCUUUCCCGGUCAAAGUUCACAGUAUCAGGGCAUGGCCAGCCAUCUGGCGAGUUUCUACCCCGAUUUUAGAGAGUUAGUAGAGCGCAACGCUACUCUAGCGGAUGAAAUGUCUGGCUUUCCCAUCAAAUCUUUCCUAUUAGACAAAGAAACCCUGUACAACCUCACAAUCGACGAUAGUCGAAUUGGCCAGAUCUGCAUAUUCGUUUAUCAGUACUCUAUGUCUAUCUGGCUCAAAACACUAGGUGUUGAGGCUUCUGCUGCCCUUGGACACAGCUUAGGAGAGAUUGCAGCAGUUGAUGUAGUCAUUGCUGGUACUUUGACUUACAGACAGGGCCUCGAGUUUGUUGUGAGGCGAGCAGAACUUCUGUUAUCUGACCAUGACAAGCCCGGUGGCAUGGCCAUGAUUGCUGCAUCAGAGGAGGCUAUUACCCAUCUUAUUAAGCAGUCAGGCUUCCAAAAGGAGGUCGUCAUAGCGGUGUAUAAUGAUUCUGAAAGUCAUGUUAUAUCUGGCGAGCUAACGGCGGUCGAAGAAGUACUGUCUAAAGCCAAACUUGCAGGAUUACGCGGUACCAAAUUAAAGGUUACGCAAGGUUUUCAUAGUCCAAUGAUAUCUCGAGCUCUCCCGGAUCUUGAAGACUUGACGGCCAAGAUGCACCCUUAUCAGUCUCGACUGAAUAUCCCGAUCUAUUCUACUGUGUACGGUGAAGUCAUACCUGCCGAUACGUGCCUUAGUCCUUCCUAUUGGGUCGAACACGCUAAGCAACCAGUUCGACUAUCGGAAGCCGCAACAAAUCUCCUUAUGGACAAAGACGUUGACAUCCUCCUCGAUGUUGGACCUCAACCCUUCCUACGGACCACUAUCAAAGCAAUUUCAUCAGGGAAAGUGUCUCUGGCUACAUCCACAAAAACCGGAAAUGAUCAGAUUAGAGCUUAUUUGGAUGCGCUGACUUCUCUAUUUGAAUGUGGUGUAAAUGUGAAUCUCGAGAAAUUACUUUCAAGGGGUCCUUCAUUGGGAAACAAAACGUCCCUUCCUACGUACCCCUUCCAACGGCAGCGUCACUAUCCGAAUAUUGUCCCAUCCCGGAAAAAUGGCCGAAUAACAUCGAAACCUGCUAAUUCUGUCGAUGAUGCUACUGAUAUCGAGGACGCCAUCCAGGAGGCUGGAGCUAUUACAACCAACAUACUGACGCCACAAGCUUCAGGAAAUGACGACCCUGAGGUUAUAUCAAACACAAUUACUCGUAUUGUACGGGAUGUUCUUGAACUUCAGUCAUCUGAAAAUAUAGAGUUGGCAGAGUCACUGUCGUCUUUUGGAAUUGACUCCAUUUUCUUUGCUCAAAUCAAGGGAAGAAUCAUGAUAGACAUGCAUGUCGAGAUUCCUGACACUAUGCUUUCGGAUUCACUCACCAUUCGACAACUUAUACGCUAUGUCGUCGACAAUACAUCGUCUGCAGGAAAUUCUUAA
Molecule: messenger RNA, 5373 nt
Organism: Psilocybe cubensis
Lineage: Eukaryota; Fungi; Basidiomycota; Agaricomycetes; Agaricales; Agrocybaceae
Exons: 19
Coding region: 1-5373 (1790 amino acids)
Biological process (GO): fatty acid biosynthetic process
Molecular function (GO): fatty acid synthase activity; phosphopantetheine binding
Source: RefSeq, a predicted model, not a curated record